AUGUCCGGCAAAGAGUAUUCUAGCUUAGUCUUGCAUUAUCAAUCGACGUUGGCCCUCCAAUCUCCUUUCAGUCGCCUAAGCCUGGUGCUUACCAACCUCCUCAUUUCGCUAUCCAGGCCUCUGAAGGCGUACAGUGAUGCCUUGGGUCGUCUUGACAUCCGCUUUGAAGACUCUGGUCCAGCACACCUUGGUACCCUCAAGGGCUAUUCUUCCUAUUUCUUGCGAGGCUAUGGCAGCAACAACGAAACAACCAUGCUCAAAUUCACGGACGAAGGGGUUGUUCUGAAGAAACUCGAUCGGGAAGCCGCGCUCGACUAUGUCUGGAAACAGGCUGAGGCUUAA
Messenger RNA from Aspergillus terreus NIH2624, 342 nucleotides. RefSeq lists its product as uncharacterized. The transcript is spliced from 3 exons. The coding region runs from base 1 to 342 and encodes 113 amino acids. NCBI's taxonomy places the organism in Eukaryota, Fungi, Ascomycota, Eurotiomycetes, Eurotiales, Aspergillaceae. The record is from RefSeq and is a predicted model, not a curated record.